AUGUUUCGUAACCAACAUUUUGCACGCUUGUUGUUGAAAAAGGAAGAAUUUGGCGAUCGAUUGCUUACUAGUGAUCAUUCCGAAUGGUACUCUAUUGACAGGACAGCCGUAACUUCGUGCAUGCUAAAAAAAUUUCAUCAAUUCUACAUGGAUGAGGAUGUGGAAACAUUUUUAAACAAUUCGCUUGAAAUCAGUAAUUCACUAUGUUUACAGGUCUAUUAUACAUUUGUUACUUCGUUGUUAUCAGUGAUACUGACGAAAACAAGUAUUAAUGGUGUCCUGGGUCGAGGUGGUAUGCAUCUUUUUUCCUUCAGUCAACUGCAAGAAUUUUUGGAUGUUUCAGCUGAAUGGAUCUCUUACGAUAAAAAGCUUCUGGAUUUGGGUGCUGGAGAUGGUCAAAUAACCGCUAUAAUGGGGCGACUAUACAGGACUAUUUCAGUUACAGAAGCUUCCAAGGUAAUGGAAUGGCGCUUGAAGCAACGCGGAUUCAGAGUCAUUCCGAUGAAUAUCUGUCAGCAUUCUGAGACCUAUCAUUUGGUUUCUGCACUUAAUCUGCUAGAUCGUCAUUACAAUCCAUCUUUAUUAUUAGCUCAAUUACAUGCGAUCACUCUACGUUCAGAAUCUUUGCUGAUGUUGGCUGUUGUUUUACCAUUACAUCAGUAUGUGGAAUUCCAUCCUACAAGUCGUACAAAUCAACCAGAUAUAGAAAUUUCGAUCAAAGGUAGAACGUUCGAAGAGCAGGCGGGUUCAUUAGUAGCAGAUAUUUUGGAACCAAGAGGAUUUGAAUUGCUCAAAUGGGGUAAACUACCUUAUUUAAGUGAAGGAGAUUUCAGAAAACCAUUUUACCACCUUGAUGAUGCCAUAUUUCUGCUAAAACCAAUAAAUAUCAAUUUCGCUAGGAGCAACCUGUCGGAUAUAAUUUCAAACAAUUCAGUGCCUGAUCGCGACUUCACCUCGCUCUAG
Molecule: messenger RNA, 963 nt
Organism: Cercopithifilaria johnstoni
Lineage: Eukaryota; Metazoa; Nematoda; Chromadorea; Rhabditida; Onchocercidae
Source: the annotation of a GenBank genome assembly